AAAGGAGUUGGUUUCUACGGCCUUUAUUUGUUCCUUUUAAAAGGGUCGCAAUAUGGGAUCCGUUUAACGUAGUAGACUCAGAAAGGAAGAAAGCCUGAUUUUUCGCAUUUAAGACCAAAAGUUAAUCGGUAGCCCAACCAAAUCGGACCUCGUUUCUCGGACCCCCUCCAUCAUGCAAAGCCAUUAAACCAAACCUUUAAAAUCUCCGGCGUACGCCCUCCCCUUCCUCCGCCUUCCAUUAUGGCUUUCUCUGCUUCUCCCCACUGCGCACCUCCCUUACAUCGUUUCGCCCUUCGCCGCUCUCCGCCGCCACAGCCGCCGCUCGCUUUCAUGCGCUGCCCUUUCUUCUCCUCCUCCUCCUUUCGACCCGUUUACUUCUCCCCAGCUCCCACCCUGAGGAUCAUUGUCUCUGCCAAAUCCAAGAAACCUUCCUCCGGGAGAUCAGCCGAUUCGACGUCGGCCUCCGCCAUUGAUUUUCUCACAUUGUGUCACAGUCUCAAGACCACAAAAAGGAAGGGUUGGAUCAAUCACGGGAUAAAGGGUCCUGAAUCAAUUGCUGACCAUAUGUACCGCAUGGCGUUGAUGGCUUUGAUCGCUGGUGACCUUCCUGGUGUGAAUAGAGAAAGGUGUAUUAAGAUUGCAAUUGUCCAUGAUAUUGCAGAAGCUAUUGUUGGAGAUAUAACACCAUCAUGUGGUGUUCCUAAAGAAGAAAAAAGCAGACGUGAGCAAGCAGCGUUAACUGAAAUGUGCAAAAUUCUGGGUGGAGGAAUGAGAGCUGAGGAGAUCCAAGAACUGUGGGUAGAAUAUGAAAACAAUGCUUCUCUGGAGGCUAACCUUGUGAAAGAUUUUGACAAGGUUGAAUUGAUUCUGCAAGCACUGGAAUAUGAACUGGAACAUGGAAAGGUGCUGAAUGAAUUUUUCCUUUCAACAGAAGGAAAAUUUCAGACAGAGAUUGGAAAGAGUUGGGCCAGAGAGAUCAAUUCAAGGAGGAAUUCAAUAUUGGUAGAAAAGAGGAAGGGACCUAAAUAACAAAAUGAUUGAGUAUCAUCAAAUUUCAUUAUAAUCUAGUAUCAGUAGCUACAAAUUUUCUUAAUCCGGUUACGCACUUUAUUAACCAAGGCUGGUAACCUGGAGUUGGAAGCCAAAUGUGGUUGAUAAUGUGUGUGUUGUUUAACUUCAUCAGAAAAUUUUUGAUUUGUUGUAAGAAUGCAAAGUGAUUUUCAUUAGCAUGUCUGGAAAUAGAGGAAGCUAAUAGUCUGGUUACCUGUAAUGUAAGCUGCAAAAGUCAUUUUGAAAACUAUCCUAGUUUGAGAUAUUCUGUGAAAUGGACCAAAAGGUCAAUUUUAAUUAUAAAUAAUAAUCCAUUUGGAUAUCAUGUGUGUAUAUAUAA
Messenger RNA from Gossypium arboreum, 1390 nucleotides. RefSeq lists its product as uncharacterized. The record is from RefSeq and is a predicted model, not a curated record. Gene Ontology annotation, cellular component: cytoplasm. Lineage: Eukaryota; Viridiplantae; Streptophyta; Magnoliopsida; Malvales; Malvaceae. Gene Ontology annotation, molecular function: 5'-deoxynucleotidase activity. The transcript is spliced from 8 exons. Bases 241 to 1029 code for a protein of 262 amino acids.